ACACACACACACACACACACACACACACACACUGAGAGAGAGUGGAGGGGUGAGAACUGCUGAAGGUGAAGGACUAGAGAAACAGGUGGAGAGAUGUCGGAUCUGCACGGAGUCCCAGAUCAGCAAGUCACUGGGAAGAGCCAAGGAGGAGCAGGAGCAGUUUACAAGGCCUCACUGUUUGAAUUCGAGAACUUCCGUGGAAAAAAGGUCGAGCUGUCAGCAGAAUGCAAGGACUUGACUGAGAAGAACUUGGAAAAAGUUGGAUCAAUCAUAGUUGAGUCUUGCCCAUGGGUCGCCUUUGAGCAGAAGGGCUUUCUGGGAGAGCAGUUUGUUUUGGAGAAGGGAGAAUAUCCUCGCUGGUCCACCUGGACCAACAGCCAGAGCAGCUCCCUCCUCCUGUCCAUGAGACCUCUGAGAGUGGACAGCGCCGACCACAAACUACAUCUGUUCGAGAACUGUAGCUUUGCCGGGAGAAAGAUGGAAAUCGUGGAUGAUGACAUUCCCAGCUUGUGGGUCCAUGGCUUCCAGGACCGAGUGGCCAGUGCCAAAGCUGUCAACGGAACGUGGGUGGGCUACAUGUACCCAGGCUACCGCGGGCGUCAGUUCGUGUUUGAACACGGCGAAUACAAACACUGGAACGACUGGGGAGCAACAGAACCACAGCUGCAGUCCAUUCGGCGUGUGCGGGACAUGCAGUGGCACAAACGGGGCUGUUUCACCGCCCCCGACCCGGCUCCCAAACCCAAUCCAGCCCCCGUCCCUGCUCCCGCUCCUGUUCCCGCUGCCCCAUCCGCCACGGCUGCCAGCAGCUGAAGGAGAACAGCCAGACCCUGCCGGUGACCUCUGCCCUGCGCCUGCUCAGAGCAACACGAAGAAACCUCGAAAGCAAAAGUGACUGUCUUGCCUCUUGUGUGUCUAUCAUUGGAAAUAAAGGCCUCUGCCCCAUGCCUUGAUCUC
Molecule: messenger RNA, 957 nt
Organism: Carassius auratus (goldfish)
Lineage: Eukaryota; Metazoa; Chordata; Actinopteri; Cypriniformes; Cyprinidae
Gene: crybb3
Product: crystallin, beta B3
Exons: 6
Coding region: 94-813 (239 amino acids)
Biological process (GO): lens development in camera-type eye; visual perception
Molecular function (GO): structural constituent of eye lens
Source: RefSeq, a predicted model, not a curated record